This is a messenger RNA of Mustela lutreola (European mink), 3298 nucleotides long. RefSeq names its product serine/threonine/tyrosine kinase 1 (gene STYK1). Gene Ontology annotation, biological process: protein phosphorylation; cell surface receptor protein tyrosine kinase signaling pathway; multicellular organism development. The transcript has 11 exons. Gene Ontology annotation, molecular function: transmembrane receptor protein tyrosine kinase activity; ATP binding. NCBI's taxonomy places the organism in Eukaryota, Metazoa, Chordata, Mammalia, Carnivora, Mustelidae. Bases 479 to 1744 code for a protein of 421 amino acids. Gene Ontology annotation, cellular component: signaling receptor complex. The record is from RefSeq and is a predicted model, not a curated record.
ACGCCCCACCAGUGGGAAGGAGGGACUGAAAAGCAUUUCCUUGAGGCUGGCACACCUUGUCGUUCCCAAAUUGUUCAUUUUUUUUUCUCCCUCUGGCUGGGCCAGUUGCAUCUGAGAGCAGAGCGGCCGGAGAAGGGACACGUGUGCUUCAAGAGAAAGGUGGAGGCUUGGGUGCUGCGUGGUGAUUCUACCCCUGAGGCCAGUGACCUGUCUCCUGGUAGUUCUAGCCCCUUCCUGACCCUCAUGCUCUCAGUGAAAGAUUGCUAGUUCUGGAAGCUAGACCCUUUUUCUCAAAAAGCAGAAGGUAGAAAAAUGAUUAAGAUGAGAUCCAGGAAGGUGAGCAAACAAAGAAAAUGAUCCAGGAUUCUAUGAUCUGAAUAACUCCAUUCUUGGGAAUUAUUCUCAGUGGUGCUCUGUGCAUUCUCUGAGGGCCAAGCAAAGGAGUGGACAGCUGUGUGGCCUGGGAGAUGAGAGGGGCAUGGCACGAAUACUACUGGAAUGCAGUCUCAGUGACAAGCUGUGUGUUGUCCGGGAGCAGCAGUACGAGAUUAUCAUCAUCCCAACCAUCCUGGUUGGGAUCUUCCUUAUCCUUCUUGCCGUCAUCCUGUGGCUUUUUAUCAGAGGUCAAAGAGCUCAGCAACAGUCUCCUGGACUCCGAGGCAUUGGCCCUGAACCUCCAUCUAGGGGCCUAAGCUGGGAGGCGGCAGGGCAUGGAGGAAGUGUGUUUGUGCCACUUAAAGAGACCUCGGUGGAGAGCCUCCUACGGACUACCACUCAUGCUCUGGCUAAGCUGCAGGUGCCCCGGGAGCAACUCUCUGAAGUUCUGGAGCAGAUCCACAAUGGUAGUUGUGGAGCCAUCUACCGAACCAAGAUGUACACGGGGGACCCUGCUAAGCCAAAGAGUGUUGUCCUCAAGGCUUUGGAAGAACCAACUGGGCUCCAGGAGGUACAGGAUUUCUUAGGGCGAGUCCAAUUCUAUCAGUACCUGGGGAAGCACAGGAACCUGGUGCAGCUGGAGGGCUGCUGCACGGAGAAGCUGCCGCUCUAUAUGGUGCUGGAGGAUGUGGCCCAAGGGGACCUGCUCAGCUUUCUCUGGACCUGUCGGCGGGAUAUAAUGACCAUGGAUGGCCUUCUCUAUGAUCUCACAGAAAAACAAGUCUAUCACAUUGGGAGGCAGGUUCUCCUGGCUUUGGAAUUUCUCCAGGAUAAGCAUCUGUUCCAUGGGGAUGUAGCAGCUAGGAAUAUCCUGAUCCAAAGUGAUCUUACUGCCAAGCUCUGUGGACUGGGCCUGGCUUAUGAAGUCCAUGCCCGAGGGGCCAUCCCAGCUACUCACUCUGUACCUCUCAAGUGGCUUGCCCCAGAACGGCUUCUGCUGAGACCAGCUGGCAUCAGAGGAGAUGUCUGGUCCUUUGGGAUCCUGCUUUAUGAGAUGGUGACUCUAGGGGCACCACCAUAUCCUGAAGUCCCUCCUACGAGCAUCUUACAGUAUCUCCAAAGAAGGAAGAUCAUGAAGAGACCCAGUAGUUGCACACAUACCAUGUAUGGUCUUAUGAAGUCUUGCUGGCGCUGGAAUGAGGAGAGCCGCCCCUCACUGAGAGAGCUGCACUCACGCGUAGAAAUCGCCACUCGAACUGCAGAUGACAAAGCUGUGUUGCAAGUACCUGAGUUAGUGGUGCCUGAACUGUAUGCAGCUGUGGCGGGAAUCAGUGUGGACAGCCUCUCCUACAGCUACAGCAUCCUCUAAAGAUCCUGGGGAAAGAAACAUUUAUGGGUGAUCACAUGCUAUUGGGAUGGAUUCAUCCAAGAAUUGGAGAAUAGCUUUCUUAGUGGGACAUAAAGGGAGAAAUAGGAUAUUCCUCUACACAUUUCCCUAGAUACCUGAAAUGAUCCUAGAUGAGGCUCUACACUCCAUUUACCCUGGAGACUGAGAAGGAGAGUUUCAUUUCUGCUGUCCCAACCCUGGAGUCCCAACCCUGGAGACCCAUGGUAGAUGAGGUGGAUGGUCCCAUUACAAAGCAAGUCUUAGGGAUCUACAAUGUUUGUCUGGCACUUGCACAAAUAAGCUGGUCCUCCCACCACAGGCCGAUGUCCACCUGAAGCAUGCUUUUAUCUAGAUUAUUUUAGGGUCCAGAGAAGUUGGAGUCAACUUAGGGAAUAGAGAGUCAAUAAAGAAGAUGAUGAAAAAUAAAAUCAAAGGUUCUCUUUGUUCAAGAGUACAGACAUGGACCAGGGUCAUCCUUCAAACAGAGGGUGGAGGAAGGAGAUGAAGUUCCUCAGCCCUGGUCUGUUCAUGUAGGACUGGAGGAGGACCACGAAGGAAAACUUCCAAGUUUCUUUGUGGGUAUAGAUAAGGGAGAGAUGGCUUCUUUUGAUCUACGAGACAAGUAAACUCUGCUGGGACUACUUUUAAUUAGAAGCUGGAGGGGUCCUUUCAUGAUUAACAACAUUCACCAGUUAUUGUUCAUCAGACUAGCUUCCUGGUCCCCGUAAAACUAGGGAAAUUGAGCCAAGAGAGUCCAUUAGGCUGUUAGGAAUACACAGUGGACCCUUGAACAACAUAGGUUUAAACUAUGUGGGUCCACUUAUACAUGGAGUUUUUUUCUUGAUAAAUACAGUGCAGGCUUAUCAAUGUAUUUCUCUUCCUUAUGAUUUUUUUCUAGCUUACUUUAUUAUAAGAAUACAUUAUAUAAUAUAUAGAACAUACAAAAUAUGUGUUGACUGUUUUUGGUAAGGUUUCUGGUCAACAGUGGCUAUUACUAGUUAAGUUUUGGGGGAUUCAAAAGUCAUACACAGAUUUCUGACUGUGCAGGGGUCGGCACACUUAAUUGCUGUGUUGUUCAAUGUACUAUGUACUAUAUGUGUGUUUAAUAAGUAAGAAAUGUGAAAGCCAAGAAAGAAUGCUUAGUUGUCCAGAAGGUCUUUGAAAGGAUUAUAAAAGGGUGCAAUCUGAGACAGAAGGAUAGUAGUUUCUGAUUCAAUCAUUUAUUGAUGUACUGUGAAGUUUAUUUAGUUAAAUUAAUAUGUAUUGAGUAAAGGAGGAUUUUUAUUGUACACAGCUGCCAAAAUCUCUACAAUAGGGAGGAUAAAAGUAAAUAAAUUAAAAAAGUAAAUAAAUGGAAGUUAAUGUCAACAGAAAAAUUCAAGAGACAGUCUACAUUGUCAGAAAACUGAUUCCUCAUGUGUGAAGUGGGGAUAAUACCUACACAUAAAGUUGUUGUGAGGACUGAACAAGAAUAUACAUUUGUAGAGUAUUGGGCUCAUAUGUGCUCAAUAAAUGGUAGUUUCCUUUCUUUUUCCA